AUGGUAAAAAUUACACCAACACCUUUAGGAGAAGGUAAAAGUACAACUACUAUUGGUUUGUGUCAAGCACUUGGUGCUCACCUAAAUAAAAAUGUCUUUGCUUGUGUUCGUCAGCCAUCUCAAGGACCUACUUUUGGAAUUAAAGGUGGAGCUGCUGGAGGAGGUUACUCACAAGUAAUUCCAAUGGAAGAGUUCAAUCUUCAUCUUACUGGUGAUAUACAUGCAAUCACUGCUGCCAAUAAUCUCUUAGCUGCUCAGAUUGAUGCACGUAUGUUCCACGAAGCAACACAAUCUGAUGAAGCUUUAUUUAGAAGAUUGGUUUCUACAAAGAAAGGAAAACAAGAAUUUACAGAAAUACAAAAAGGACGAUUACAGAAAUUAGGCAUAAAAGCUACAAAUCCAAAAGAUUUGACAAAAGAUGAAAUAAAGCGAUUUGCAAGAUUAGACAUUGAUCCAUCUACUAUCACUUGGCAAAGAGUUAUAGAUACGAAUGACAGGUUUCUCCGUAAAAUAACAAUUGGACAAUCACCUACAGAAAAAGGAAAGAUAAGAGAGACUCAGUUUGACAUUACUGUUGCAAGUGAAAUUAUGGCAAUUCUUGCUUUAACAACUGAUUUAAGUGAUAUGAGAGAGAGAUUUAAACGUAUUGUUGUAGCUAGUAAUAAAGAAGGUUAUCCAAUAACAGCUGAAGAUUUGGGUGUAUUUGGAGCUUUAACAGUAUUUAUGAAAGAUGCAAUUAAACCAAAUUUGAUGCAAACGCUUGAGGUAAGAAACAGUAGAAUUUUAAAAUUAUAUUUCAUUAAUAAAGAAUUAAUGUAUCAGGGGAGGAGAAGGAAAAAAAAGAGGGAUGAGGAAGAAGAACUAGAGGAAGAAGAAGAGGAUGAAGAGGAGGAUGAGGAGAAAGAACUAGAGGGAGAAGAAGAGGAAGAGGAGGAUGAGGAGGAAGAGCUAGAGGAAGAAGAAGAGGAAGAGGAAGAUGAGGGUGAAGUGCUAGAGGAAGAAAAGGAAGAGGAGGAUGAGGACAAAAAGGAGGAUGAGGAAGAAGUACUAGAGGGAGAAAAAGAGGAAGAGAAAGAGCGAAAGGAUGAAAAAGGAAAAGUUCGUUGCGGGUUCAAACUUCAUCAACGACCUGGCCACGUGAAGUUAUUCGGUUUUCUUCACAUGUCUAACACCUAUAUAGGGAUCAGUCUCCCAUAG
Centruroides sculpturatus (bark scorpion) is the source of this 1197-nucleotide messenger RNA. Its product is annotated as C-1-tetrahydrofolate synthase, cytoplasmic-like. The transcript is spliced from 9 exons. Bases 1 to 1197 code for a protein of 398 amino acids. Gene Ontology annotation, molecular function: ATP binding; formate-tetrahydrofolate ligase activity. The record is from RefSeq and is a predicted model, not a curated record. NCBI's taxonomy places the organism in Eukaryota, Metazoa, Arthropoda, Arachnida, Scorpiones, Buthidae.